Molecule: messenger RNA, 2098 nt
Organism: Hippopotamus amphibius kiboko
Lineage: Eukaryota; Metazoa; Chordata; Mammalia; Artiodactyla; Hippopotamidae
Product: 2'-5'-oligoadenylate synthase 1-like
Exons: 6
Coding region: 109-1275 (388 amino acids)
Biological process (GO): regulation of ribonuclease activity; negative regulation of viral genome replication; defense response to virus
Cellular component (GO): nucleoplasm; membrane; cytosol
Molecular function (GO): 2'-5'-oligoadenylate synthetase activity; double-stranded RNA binding
Source: RefSeq, a predicted model, not a curated record
UGGAAAUGAAACUAACAGCCUCCUACACCCAGGCAGCAGAAGAGAUAGAAGCUAACAGGUUUUGCUAGCCAGCUCUGCAACCUCUGGCUCUCCUGUCCCAGCGCCACAAUGGAGCUCAGUAAUACCCCGGCCAGGGAUCUAGACAAGUUCAUCGAGGACCGUCUCCAGCCAGACGAGGAUUUCCGCACGCAGGUCCGUGAAGCCAUCAACAUCAUCUGCAGUUUCCUGAAGGAGAGGUGUUUCCUACACACCAGCCACCGGGUUCGGGUGUCCAAAGUUGUGAAGGGCGGCUCCUCAGGCAAAGGCACGACCCUCAGGGGCCGAUCAGAUGCUGACCUCGUCGUCUUCCUCACCAAUCUCACAAGUUUUCAGGAACAGCUUCAGCGCCGAGGAGAAUUCAUUGAGGAAAUUAGGAAACAGCUGGAAGCCUGUCAAAGAGAGAAAACAUUUGAAGUGGAGUUUCAGGUCCAGAAACAGCCGUUGGAUAAUCCUCGAGCUCUCAGCUUCGUGCUGCGGUCCCCCCGGCUCCACGAGUGGGUGGAAUUCGAUGUGCUGCCUGCCUUUGAUGCCCUGGGUCACGUGACCAAAAGCUACAGACCUGACCCUGAAGUCUACAUCCGGCUUAUCCAAGAAUGCGAGGCCCUGGGGAAAGAGGGCGAGUUCUCCCCCUGCUUCACGGAGCUGCAGCGAGCCUUCCUGAGGGACCGUCCAACCAAGCUGAAGAGCCUGAUCCGCCUAGUGAAGCACUGGUACCAACUGUGUAAGAAGCAGCUUGGGAAGCCACUGCCCCCACAAUAUGCCCUGGAGCUUCUGACAGUCUAUGCUUGGGAGCAAGGAAGCAGGGAAACAGGAUUCAUCACAGCUCAGGGAUUUCAGACUGUCUUGGAAUUGGUCCUGCAGCAUAAGAAGCUUUGCAUCUACUGGGAAAAGUAUUAUAACUUUGAAAACCCUUUUAUUGGACAAUAUCUGAGACGGCAACUUGCAAAACCCAGGCCUGUGAUUCUGGACCCGGCUGACCCUACAGGAAACAUUGCUGGUGAAGACUCGAAUAGCUGGCAGCGGCUGGCACAAGAGGCUAGAGCCUGGCUGAGUUACCGGUGCUUUAAGAAAUGGGACGGGUCUCCGGUGGGCUCCUGGAGUGUGUCGCCCCAAGAACACGGCGACGUGACGUACAAAGCCUGGGAUUCUAGACAGUGCUAUGGAUCCUCCCCCAGACUCACACUCCACUCUUCCCCUCCCCAGGUGGAAGAGAACUGGACGUGCGCCAUCCUCUGAAUGCCAAAGUAUCUUGAAGGCAAGGUCUCUGGAGCCAUCUGGACCAGCCCCCCUCAUUUCUAGGUGUGGUGGUGGGGGUCCUUGAUCCAGAGAGGGCCGUGAGUUGGUGUCAGAGCUGGGACCAGAAUCCUUCCCGCUAUUCUGUGCUCUCUUCGUCAUAGACAGCAUUUCCCCACAGCUCCCUCCCCACCAGAGCCUGUCCUCUGACAAUAUUCUCUGAGAGACAACAGCAGAGACUCAGACAAAAGAGAGGAAUCCCAGCCUUCACAUUCUUCUGUGUACCUGGUGGGAGGGGUGUGGUCCAAUUUAUUGUCAAUAACAAAAACAAAAAUAGUAGCAAAUCCCAUUUGUUGGGUGUUAAUUAACCACAAGGCACAGAGCCAAGACGUAUAUCUGCGUAUUAUGUGUGUGUGUGUAUGUGUAUUCAUUUAUUCAAUUAAAAAUGUUAAUUGAACACCUGCUAUGUGCCAAGCAUUGUUCUGAGCUCUGGAACACAGCAAUGAGCAAAGCAGACAAAACUACCAGCCUUGCGGAGAUGACAUUUUUGUGGAGUACUCUACUAUUGGAUAGACUAGGAUCCUUCCAACUUUCAUUUACAGGUAAUCCUGAGACAACCAUUUUUGGUUCAUCCUUUGUCCACGUCUCUGGUUAUUUAUCCAGGAAAAGUUUUAGAGCUUCCCUGUGUAAUACAGUAGUCACUAGUCACAUAUGGCUAUUGAGCACUUGAAAUGUAGCUGGACCCAAUUGAGAUAUGCAUAUCUUUAUGCUUUUCUGAAUUUUCAGAUUUUAUUAAUUUUUGGCUGUAAAUUUGUACUGCUUAUAG